AUGACUCCCUUUACUCUCUCUUCGUCUCUUUCUCGUUUGCCCCCCCAAAACCAGUUACUCAAGCUAAGCAUGUACACCGCUUCGUUCGCCUUCUUCGAGGCGUUAUGGGAGGCGGGGGUCACACAUUGCUUCGUGAACUUGGGAUCUGAUCAUCCAAGUAUUCUCGAGGCGAUCGUAAAGGGAAAACGUGAGAGGCCACAUAGUUUUCCGGAGUUUCUUACUUGCCCAAAUGAGAUGGUUGCUUUGUCCGCAGCUCACGGAAUGGCACAAGUCACUGGAAAGCCCCAGGCUGUUAUUGUGCAUGUUGACGUAGGGACACAAGGUCUCGGAGCCGCUGUUCACAAUGCUUCGUGCAGCCGUGUUCCUGUCCUCAUCUUUGCCGGUCUCUCGCCCUUUACACAGGAGGGUGAAAUGCGCGGUAGCAGGACAGAAUUCAUCCACUACAUCCAGGAUGUGCCGGAUCAGAAGGCGAUAGUAGCACAGUACUGCCGGUAUUCCGCUGAGAUUAAAACUGGAAAAAACAUCAAGCAGAUGGUCAAUCGCGCAAUUUCCUUUGCCAUGUCUGAUCCCAAAGGCCCUGUGUACCUUACUGCUGCUAGAGAGGUGUUAGAAGAAGAUAUUGAACCUUAUAGUCUCAAUCAGGCUGUCUGGGAUCCCAUUAGCCCUACGGCACUCACAGAGGAUGCUGUGGGCAGAAUCUCACAGAGUUUAUUGUCCGCUGAGAAUCCGUUGGUUAUCACCGGCUAUUCCGGGCGAAACAAAUAUGCUGUGGAGGAAUUGAUCACCCUGGCCGAUUCCGUGCCUGGAUUGAGGGUUUUGGAUACAUUGGGUAGUGAUAUGUGUUUCCCAGCGAAUCACAGAAGCUCACUAGGUGUCAUGUAUGGCUCUCAUGAGAAGAUCACCACGGCAGAUGUGAUCUUGGUGAUUGAUUGCGACGUUCCUUGGAUCCCUACUCAGUGCAGGCCAUCCCCCAGAGCGGCGGUCUACCACAUCGAUAUAGAUCCGCUGAAGCAGCAAAUGCCCCUCUUCUACAUUGAUGCGGACGCUCGCUACCGAGCCGAUGCGUACACAGCUCUAAAACAAAUAAACUCUUACACCGCGGUAAUGAAAAUGGAUGCAGCUACCCGCGAUGCACGAAUUCAGGCGCUAGAUAAUGAACACAAAACGCGCAUGGACAGACUAGAGCAGCAGGCAAAGCCCCGCGACGAUGGACUGCUCUCCUGCGCACAUGUGAUGAAAGUCCUCCGAGGCGCUAUUCCUCAGGACUCAGUGAUCAUAUUAGAAGCGGUCACCCAGACUGUUACAGUGGUAGACCAAAUGAAGUGCUCCCUGCCAAAGACUAUAUUCAAUUCCGGUGCCGGAGGACUUGGCUGGUUCGGUGGCGCCGCUCUAGGCGCAAAGCUCGCCCUCGAUAAUGGCACCUCCAACUCUGGCCCAUUCGUCGUAGCAAUAGUUGGUGAUGGCACAUUCCUAUUCUCAGUCCCAGCAUCAGUGUAUUGGAUCUCCCGCCGCUACAAGAUCCCAUUCCUAACAAUCGUCAUCAACAACGAUGGCUGGAACGCCCCGCUACGAUCUGCGAAACUGGUGCACCCGGAUGGACUCAGUGCGCAUGCCACGCCUGAGGAAUUGAACAUUAGCUUCAAGCCUAGUCCGGAUUAUGCCGGUAUCGCGGUUGCGGCGGCCGGAGGGGAGAUUUGGGGCGGGAAGGCGGAGAAGGUGGAGCAGUUAGCUAGUGCUCUAGAAGAGGCGAUUGGGGUUGUGAAGGGGGGGAGGAGCGCUGUUGUUGAGGUUGUUAUUGUUUAGAUAUGGGAUUGCGGGGGUAAUGAUUUUGCACACACCUAUGUACUGAUGGAUUGGUAGAUAGGUAGUUUGAGAAUCGUAGUCUACGAUCCUACUUAAUAGCUCAAAGUGGGGAAUGGAACCACUCUGGUAUAUAUUGUACAUACA
Tuber melanosporum (Perigord truffle) is the source of this 1947-nucleotide messenger RNA. RefSeq lists its product as uncharacterized. The transcript is spliced from 8 exons. Gene Ontology annotation, biological process: L-valine biosynthetic process. Gene Ontology annotation, cellular component: mitochondrion; acetolactate synthase complex. Gene Ontology annotation, molecular function: magnesium ion binding; flavin adenine dinucleotide binding; thiamine pyrophosphate binding. Bases 1 to 1803 code for a protein of 600 amino acids. The record is from RefSeq and is a predicted model, not a curated record. NCBI's taxonomy places the organism in Eukaryota, Fungi, Ascomycota, Pezizomycetes, Pezizales, Tuberaceae.